AUGUCGUUGAAUCAGCUAAGUCCAAUUGCUCAAGCUGAACUUGAGACCGGAACCACUACUAGGCCACCAAAGUUGAAAGGGGCUGAAGACUUCAGUACUUGGAAGGCUCGUAUUCAGUCGUUCUUCGAGUACACGGACUACAAUCUGUGGCUCUCAGUCACCGCUGGACCCCACAUUCCAACAGUGGUUCGGGGAGAUGCGGUAGUUGCUAACAAUGAUGCCACAACCUUCACUGACGAAGACAAGGCCCUAAUCCAACACGAUCGCCGUGCACAUGUUGCCUUAACCAUGGCACUGUCAACUAAUGACUGCAACAUGUUUGAAGAACACCGAACUGCAAAUGCACACUGGAAUGCAUUGAGUGAGUAUUAUGAGGGAAAUGAGGAGCUAAUUGAAAGCAAGAGAGACAUGGUGCAGAAGCAAUAUGACAUGUUCUGUGGAGUUCGUGGAGAAAGUCUUUCCGAUCACAUCAGUCGCUUUCUGAAUAUGAUGACCAAAAUGAAGAAGGCGGGAAAUCCUGUCACAAACCGUGCUGCCAUAAAGAAGCUGUUGGAUUCACUCCCUAAGGAAUGGAGUCUGCAAUGCAUGAUGAUCAAGAAGGAUUUCCUCAAUAAUCCAAAUCCUGUCACUCUGUCCGACUUAAUUAACACUCUAAGAGCUUUUGAAAUGGAUGUCAACAAACGAGAGAUGAACACUGCUGGCUACCCACCAAAGACCAAUCAAACCUCUGUUGGAUUGAAGAAUAUGGCAUUCCUUGCUUCAGGUGGCAUCAGUCCACAAGCCUCUGACUUAAUCUACGCUAACGCUUCCACAAGCGCAUCGAAAGCUCCACAACCUAGUGAGAAGACUAUCACGGUUGGUGAUACACAAGCGUUGAAGGUGUCUACUGAAAACGUGGCACUUUUUAACAUGUUUCUGAGCAGCUAUGAAGCUUUGAUGUCUGGAGAACUGAAGAAGGAGAUGUUCACUGCUGAAGACAUGUUAAAGAAAUUUCAAGACAAAACCGGAAAGCAUUUGGGUCUUGGAAAGGCUGGUUUUGACAAAUCCAAACUGAGAUGCUACAACUGUAAGAAUCUGGGCCACUUCAAGCGUGACUGCCCCUUGUUGAAAGAAGGAAACAUUGAAUCAACUCCUGAUGUAAAACAAAUCACCAGCGAAGAAAACAAAAACAACGCAUCUCCUAGCACGCCAAAAGCCUUAGUCGUUGAAGAUUAUGAUUGGAGUGAAGAAAUUGCUGAAGCUAAGGAGCAAGUCAACAAAGCUCUUAUGGCAAAAAUCUCAAGCGAGUCCUCAUCAAAGCAGUUUGAGAAACAGACAGCUGGAAUUCCAAAAGGAGACAACAUUGCUGACAAGGGUCUGAAAAGCAUUCUCACCUCCACAGAGCCUGAGAAAGAAAAGAAGUCUGAAGAAGCAGAGGAGCAUGUUUCUGAGGAGGUAUCUGAUCAGAAGAAAGGCAAAGAAAAAGUCCCAGCAGCAGCUAUGAAAACAGAAUCUUCAAAAGAAAAGGCUGACAAAGACUUGGCCUUUACUGACAUCAAAAACUGCCGACGACCAACGUAUGUGAAAGACGGGAUUGGGUAUAAGGAUAGGCAAGGAAAUGAAAGAAAAUUCUUCUUUCCACCGCAUAGCAAAAACUAUGUGCCUAUGCCAACUCCUCAUCCCGAAAAUGAUCUUAUCGAUGAAAAGGCCUCUGUAGAACAAAACGAUUUUUGUGAAAGUGAAACAACUGCUAACUUUUCUAAAAGUAAUGCAGAUCCAAUUGUGUGUAAAGAAGAUGUGUGCGAUGAGGAUGGAGACUGCGGCGGUUCAAAUAUAGGAAUAGAAUUGAAAAAGAAUAGCUUUGGAAAGUUCCUCACAGAGGAAAUUCCAGAAUUUAUUCCAUCUCGAACAGGUAUGACAAAUUCAAAAAAGAGUGUCACUGAAGAUCACUGCAAUGAAGACUCAAGCAUCACUGCCUCAGAAGAUGAGCAAAAAUCAGAAAGCUCAAGUGAAGAUCGAACAACAGAUGGUGAAAGUCUCGAAUUCUCGAGUGAAGAAACCCCGAAAACCUCAAGUGAAGAUCAAACUACAAAUGAUGAAAGCUCCGAAUGUUCAAGUGUUGAAACAAUCGAAGACCAAGACUCAGAAAGUUCAAGCGAAGUUCAAAGCUGCAAUGAUUCAAGUUACGAAGCAAGUGAAGAGCAAAGCUCAAGCGAAUACCUCACGUCUGAAAGUUCAUCCGAUUCCGACAGACAUACAGCGAAACAUUGUAAAAACAAGAAGUUUUCUAAACCAGAAUAUGAUUUUGUCACAAACUUCACAUAUCAGCUUAAUUAUCUUAAGAAGUCUGUUAAAAAGCUGGUUGAGUCAACAGCCUAUUUUUGGAAACAAAAAGAGGACAACAAUAAACUCCAGAAAUGGCUCCGAAUGCUCAUGGAGUACAUCUGGCAUGUCGACAGCGGAUGCUCAAGACACAUGACAGGUUUGAAGGAACUUCUGAAAAACUUUCGCUUUAUUGAUGGAGAUUUCGUGUCUUUCGCUGGAGACGAGAAGGGAGGGAAGAUCGUUGGAAUAGGAGAUGUGGUGUCUGAAGCCCUCACGUUGGAAAAUGUCAACUAUGUUCCAGAAUUGUGCUACAAUCUCAUGAGUGUAUCACAAGUCUGUGAUAAAGAAAUAUCGGUGUUUUUCAAGCCUGAAUAUGUCGUUCCUGCAGAAAUGAUCAUGCUCACUGCUCCAAGACAAAACAACACAUACGUGCUCAACAUGAAAAAUGCCAAGACAAAUGACAACUUGACGUGUUUGAUUUCAAAGGCUUCGGAAUCGGAGUCGCUGCUUUGGCACAGGCGAUUGGGGCAUAUGAUUUCUCUCGGUUUUCAUGGGUCUAUUUUCUUGAAGCAAAAAGCGAGACAGCUGAAGUUCUCAAAUCAUUCAUUCCGCUAA
Helianthus annuus (common sunflower) is the source of this 2919-nucleotide messenger RNA. RefSeq lists its product as uncharacterized. Lineage: Eukaryota; Viridiplantae; Streptophyta; Magnoliopsida; Asterales; Asteraceae. The record is from RefSeq and is a predicted model, not a curated record. The transcript has 7 exons. The coding region runs from base 1 to 2919 and encodes 972 amino acids. Gene Ontology annotation, molecular function: zinc ion binding; nucleic acid binding.